UCACUUUAGGGAACAGCAUGGGCUCUUGCCUGCUGUGAUCGCCUCAAAGAAAGAGCAGAGGACAAGGCUGAAGAGGCACCUGGAUCAAGGACUGAUAAAGAAUAUGGCUGUUGCUCCUAAAUUCUACAAGCAUGGCAAGAAGCUGGCUGGUGUAGCAGAAAGCCGCAAUGGGCAGGAGAGCACUGUGCACAAGAGGGAGGCCAGGUCCCACAAAGUUCCACAGGAGUGUGAACUGAAAAUUAAAAUUAAAGGCUGGGUACCCAAAUUCCUACUAUUGUCUCUACUCUGGCAGGGAAGUUCUCAGGGAACUCAUAUGCCUAGCCAGCAGAGAGAAUGGGCAAUUCUGCCCCAUGUUCCAGUGAAAUUGGAGCAGCAACCAGCGAUUUCUUUUUCCUGGGCACCUCGUGAUCCAUCUGUCAGGCCCAAAAGAUUUUCAAGUGCGACCCUGCAACCCAGUGCUACCCCUGGCCCUCUUCUUCUGCAGCCACAGGUCCCUAAUGCCACCAAGCAGGAUUCUGUUGUUGCUCUCUUAGAGUGGCAGAGGAAGCUGGAGGCCGCAGAGGCCCUGUUGGCCCUGAAAAACUCUUCUCAGGAUCCUUGUGAUUCUGCCUCUCUGCAACAUCGUGGCAGCAUGCCAGGUAGUGAUGGAGAGAGAGGACCACAGUCUCCUAGUUCCUGCCUGCCACCAAAGCCUGCCAGCUCUGUCUCACUUUCUGGACAUCUGGAGUGCAUGUCCUACUUGACCUGAGAGCCGGGAGUAGGAGGCCUCUCUAGAGCACUGCCUGUGUGGUAUCCUGUUUCAUGUCUAAAAUGACUAACAUUUGUAAAUUGUUUAUUUUUGAAACAAGUUCUCAUGUAGCCAGCCUGGCCUCGGAUUCAGUAUAUAGUUGACAAUGACUUUGAACUCCCAAUCCUUCUGCCUCCACCUCCCAAGUGCUGGGACUACAGGCAUGUACCACCAUGCCUGCCUUUUUAAAAUUAUUAUUUUAAGUGUUAAAGAAUUUUAUAAACUUUCAGGCCUUUUUAUGAUAUAGGGAGUCUACUUGACUGAAGAUUGAUGUUGAACUAUAUCCAUUAUUUCUUUGGAAUAAUGGUUUUUUAUGAUUCUUACAAAACCAGUAUUUUGUUAUCCAAUGUGAUCGAUCAAUGGGAUUCUGAGUGGGUUUGCAUCUCAGCGUUUUCAUUUGUCCUGUGAUUGUAUAUGCACUGGCACACGCCUGUUUGUAAUCAUCCAUGUGGAAUCCUGAAGAUUUGUCACUGUGUCUAGGCAUAUGUGUGUGUGAAAAAAUAAUAAUAAACAUGAUGUAGGCACUGAACAACACGAGCUGUUUUUAAAUAGUGUCAGACAAAUAUCACAGAGGAUUGUUUACCUUCACCAAGCCCCAAGUGAACAAAUACUUUAGUUUUUUAAAUUAAUUAUUGGGUGAAAUUUCAAAACUUGAUGCUGCAGACAUCAGUCACAUGGCCUUCCCAAAAAUGGCCAUAAUAAUUUGUUACCCAGAGUAAUACAUCAGGUAAUUGAUAGGAAUUAUAGGAACACUUUUUUUUAGAAGCCAAAUAAUCUUUUAAUUUAUAAAACAUUUCCAUUUUAUUUUGUUUAUUUUCUUCUUCUUCUCCUUCUUC
Molecule: messenger RNA, 1623 nt
Organism: Microtus oregoni (creeping vole)
Lineage: Eukaryota; Metazoa; Chordata; Mammalia; Rodentia; Cricetidae
Product: doublesex- and mab-3-related transcription factor C1-like
Exons: 7
Coding region: 104-748 (214 amino acids)
Source: RefSeq, a predicted model, not a curated record